Messenger RNA from Paramacrobiotus metropolitanus, 2986 nucleotides. RefSeq lists its product as uncharacterized. Lineage: Eukaryota; Metazoa; Tardigrada; Eutardigrada; Parachela; Macrobiotidae. The transcript is spliced from 3 exons. The coding region runs from base 180 to 2753 and encodes 857 amino acids. The record is from RefSeq and is a predicted model, not a curated record. Gene Ontology annotation, molecular function: protein binding.
GGCAUCGAAUAAUAAUGCAAUACAGGCCUGUCGGAUGCAGUAAACAGCAUAAGACGAUUGUACUAACUGACAAAAAGCCGGCGCGCAAAAGAUCAACAGAAGAGUGAACACAGGAAUAGUUUGAAUGCGCAGUUCACCCGGCAUUUAUCUGCAAUAGCCCCACACCACUGUAAUAGUCCAUGCUUCCGCUACCAAAAAAAGUUCGUCCGCCAAAGGAUGUUUCUGCAGAGCGAUUAUAUGCCGAAACAGAGACGUUAAAGCUGCCGCCACCACCGACUACCGUCAAGCCGCACGAGCAGAAAGAGAUUACUCAUAUUUUAACCCGUCGACAUCGCAGAAAGAAGGCAUUCUCCGUCCUCGGUCCACCAGGAGUGAAAAAGGUUCCUUUGUACUUUAUUGACCGUUGCAAGGAUAUUGUGAGGGAAUUUCGGAAACUUCAUCGCGAUGGCAAAACAAAGCAUUAUUUGGAUACUGCUGCGUUCUAUGACCCAAAAGACAAAGAUACGCUUUAUCAACAGGCCCUGUACCAUAAUCAGUUCAACGAGUACGAUAUCGCUUUGGCAAAAGUCGAACAGUGUCUUAAAGCCAAUGACAAGGAUUAUCGAGCGUUGUUGCUCAAAGCGGAUACAUACUUUCAGAUGUGCGAUUUUGAAAAUGCCCUCAUGUGCUACAAGAAAGGCUUCGGACUGAGAUUUCCUUACAAAAACAUGUUCCUGGAUGGUUACUAUCGGACACUCGCUUUACUGUACAACAUUACAAAUGGAACGUUUCCGGUAUUUUAUGGCGGCAAUAUGCGAGUGUUCUACAGACUAGUUCAGGGCCAAGAACGAGGUGGUGGACAAAAGAUAUUCAAUGAUACGUAUAAACACUACGAUGAACUGUUCCCACUGGAACCGAAUUUAGCCGGACUGCAGGAGGAGAUCAAUAUGUUCCACGUUAAUAAGCCACCGCCACCCGAUCACGUGCACCGGCGCAUUAAAAAAGCAGCCGUCCAGCAGCUGGUCAGCGCCAAGAAGAUCCUCGGUGGAUUCUGGGAUUACAAGCUGGAAGUAGAGAAACACCUUAUUAAAAAAGAAUUCGCCAUCCCGCACACUGGUCCUAAAGAUCGCACGGAGCAUAUUGAGCGAGCACUGCAGUUUCUAAAGCGUCGGAUGGACCGUUUCGAAGUUGUGUGCUCCAUUUUGAAGAACAACGAGCUAAGAAAAUUCGAUAAACGCAUUGACUGGCUGUCGGAAUAUGGGAAAUGGAUGGCCACUGAUAAGGUCCCGUCGUCCAUCCCGCCGGCCAAGACCAGCGGGCUGGCAACGUCGCGGUACCGCUGGGCACUGUCACAGACAUUGUUCGAUAUGCGCAACAAAACGCUGGACGUUUGCUGGGUACGAAGCCUUAAACGAGAGAGACAUUCCCAUCAUCUCUUCUCCAAACGCCGACCAUGGCGAUAUUACUUGGGAUAUCGUUCCGCAAAGGAGGGCGCCCUGGCUGCCAUACGGAACCGUGGAGGCGACUGGAACUUUAUGCAGAAUCUGUACGACAAUGUUCUAAAGAAUGUGGAAACCCAUGCCCCUGCGGACGGACGGUUGCCCCCGCCUAAACAUAUCCGAGACAUCGGUGACCAAAUCGAUGAGUAUGAGAAAAAACGGAAAGUUGCUGUUCUAGCGCCUCAAUUAGUAAUGCCGGUGUCAAAGAGCGAACAAAAGGACAAAUUGUACUAUGAUCCCGAACACGAUGUUGACAAAUGGGACAAUAACCGAGACAUGUUGCGGCAGUCAAUAUUGAAACGAGAAGACCGCCCCGGAUUUAUACCCACGCCGGAUCCGAACGCCAUUGAUGCCAGACCAAUUCCGGCGAAUCUAUUGGAGGUUUUUGAAACGAGAGUGCAUGAUGAACCGGAUGCAUGGGACCGGCGGCGAAAAUUGUCCCGUGACCUUAGAGAGAGUUUGGCGAAAGCUGAAGCGGCCAGAGCGGUACAAGCACACGUCGCUGAUAAGCGGCCCAUGUUUGCAGUGCAGGCCACCGCCCCAGAAGAUGGAAAAGGAAAAGGGAAAGAUGACAAGAACGAGCAUGAGGCCGAUUCUCUAGAGGAUAUGACCAGCAAAAGUCAAGUCUCCAUGGAACCAGCUGAUCAAUCACCGGCUGAGGCGCCGGCAGAGGCAGUUGACGACGAGGAGAUGGAAGAACAAGCGCCUAAAAAAGAGCCUAAAGUUAGACGGCCUGGCCCGAGGCACAAGUACGACAUCCUGGACAAGAAGUCGGAAGUGGAUUACUUGUUCAAACCACGAAUAAAACGCCGCAGUGAAAAGACGAUCGAUAAGCAGGCUUCAGCCAUCAGCGAGAUCCUUAUCGACGAGGACGCUGAACGAGCAGCGGCGCAGCAAGAAGCCGAGCGCAUGCUAGCGGCCAGAGCGGAAGAUCCUUUCGAAAUAUCGCGACGUCAGUUCGAUAACCAGAAAGCGCUGUAUUUGGAAAAGGCCUACAAUGCGUUAAUGUCCUGCACAAAGCCGAAUGAAUUUGCCGAGCUGGAAGUGGAGAUUGCGGAACUGAUGGAUGCGGAAUUCCCACCCAAAACGAUGAGAUAUCCAAAUGGUGAGCCGAUUACACUGAAAGGUUACCCUCCGCCAGCUCCUAUGACAAAACCGCCCAUAAGCGAAUACUUCGCUAACCGUAACAAGCCUAAACCAAAGAAAAAAGGAGGUGCUGCUGCUGCGGAAAAAGAUCGAAAGGAGUCUGCUAAAGCGGUUGAUCUGGGAGAAUAGCCUAGUCAUCACUAGCGUUGCAUUACUAGUACUGUGUAAAACUAAUACGAGCAGUGUGGUUAUACCAAUAGUACAAAGAAAAUAGUAUUAUGGAUGGUUCACGGUUUUGUUACUUGUAAGAGUACUGCAAUGUUUUAGUUUUUAUCGCCCAUGUUUUAAUUUUGAAGUGCAUUUCUUAUGUAAGUGGUAUGUGCCACUUUGUUAUAAGCAGCAACGUUCUGCACAUUUGCUGU